This is a messenger RNA of Sphaeramia orbicularis (orbiculate cardinalfish), 3324 nucleotides long. RefSeq names its product mitogen-activated protein kinase 14b (gene mapk14b). Gene Ontology annotation, biological process: protein phosphorylation. The transcript is spliced from 12 exons. Gene Ontology annotation, molecular function: MAP kinase activity; ATP binding. Lineage: Eukaryota; Metazoa; Chordata; Actinopteri; Kurtiformes; Apogonidae. Bases 332 to 1417 code for a protein of 361 amino acids. The record is from RefSeq and is a predicted model, not a curated record.
GGUUUCCGCGCGCACAGCAGUGAAAGAGCAGGGCGAAAAAUCCAGCGAAAGCUAGUCCAGACUGAGCUUCCUGACCCGACAGCGUCUUGUAGAGGAAGUUGCCUCCAAGCUCCCCGACGUGCACGAAGAGGUGGGGAUUUUUCUUGCACAAUUGCACCGAAUUUGCACAACCGGACGACUGAAGUUGUGUACCACCCAGGACCGGUUCAGUUUGUGAGUUUUACCGUGGAGCUGUACCCACACCACGUCGUGCCACACGGGAAGGAGAGGAGAGAGGGCAGAAGUUUCCGCUGGCUUGUUUUGUCACUGCGGGGCCAGUAAAUCCGCAGGAAUGUCGCAGAAGGAGAGACCCACUUUCUACAGACAGGAGCUCAACAAAACCGUGUGGGAGGUACCGGAGCGCUACCAGAACUUGUCUCCCGUGGGCUCCGGUGCAUACGGAUCCGUGUGUUCAGCGUAUGAUGUGAAGACAGGCUUGAAGAUAGCGGUGAAGAAGUUGUCUCGACCUUUCCAGUCUAUCAUCCACGCAAAGAGGACUUACAGAGAGCUGCGGCUGCUCAAACACAUGAAGCACGAGAAUGUGAUUGGUCUAUUAGAUGUUUUCACACCAGCGACAAGCUUGGAGGAGUUCAAUGAUGUGUAUUUGGUGACACAUCUAAUGGGAGCAGACCUCAACAACAUUGUCAAGUGUCAGAAGCUGACCGAUGACCAUGUCCAGUUCCUCAUCUACCAGAUUCUCAGAGGCUUAAAGUACAUACAUUCUGCUGAUAUCAUCCACAGAGACCUGAAGCCCAGUAAUCUGGCUGUGAAUGAAGACUGUGAACUAAAAAUCCUGGACUUUGGUUUGGCCCGACACACAGAUGAUGAAAUGACAGGUUAUGUAGCCACCCGGUGGUACCGAGCUCCAGAAAUCAUGCUCAACUGGAUGCACUACAACAUGACAGUGGAUAUCUGGUCAGUGGGCUGCAUCAUGGCGGAACUACUUACUGGACGGACACUCUUCCCUGGCACAGACCACAUUGAUCAGUUGAAGCUUAUAAUGAUGCUCGUCGGAACCCCAGGGCCCGAGCUCUUGAUGAAAAUUUCUUCAGAGUCUGCGAGAAACUACAUAAACUCACUUGCCCACAUGCCCAAGAGGAACUUUGCUGAUGUUUUUAUUGGUGCCAACCCACUUGCGGUGGACUUGCUGGAGAAAAUGCUGGUACUGGACACAGACAAACGGAUCACAGCGUCUGAGGCCCUGGCCCACCCAUACUUUGCCCAGUACCAUGAUCCAGAUGACGAGCCUGAAGCAGAGCCUUAUGACCAGAGCUUCGAAAGCCGUGAGCUGGAAAUCGAGGAGUGGAAGAGGUUAACCUACGAAGAAGUACUCAGCUUUGUGCCACCAUCGUUGGACGGAGAUGAAAUGGAAUCUUGAGGAAGAAGCAACUUCUCCAUCUUUUGUUUUCCAAAACAAAAAAAAACACUCUUCAAGGACUAUCAGUCUCAUUUGACUAUCCAUCACUCUCCUCACAACCAUGACAUUCAAGUGCCUGCGGUCAUUCAUCUCUAGGGGAUGUUGCGAUAUCGGGGAUAAAACGUCAUCUUGUUCAUCCCCUUCUCCCGUUGCUGUUUUUGUUUCCUUGCAUCCCAUUGUGCUGAGACUUAAGACUUAAAUUCUCCUUUUACUUUUAGUGGGUUUUGACCUCAGACAUUUAUUGUUAAUAGUGUCCCCUGUUUGACUCAAAUUUAGGAAUUACAUUUCAGUAUCAGAACUAUGUAAAUAUCAGAGCCAACAGUAUUUGUACAUAAGUACUAAAAGCAAAAGUUACCUUAUUUGUUUAACAGCUGAGACAUACUUCAGCAGAUCCCUUUCACAGUAUCAAGUAUAUUGCUAGAAUUUAGCCCAAAAUUAUAUAUAAAAAGAGCAGUUACUUGUAAUACGAUACAAGUAUGUCAAGAAUAGACUUAUAUAUUAACCUCUUAAUGUCACAGAUCCAGGCCAUCGUAUUUUUUAUUUUUUUCUAUCCCCCUUUUUUGUAGACAUGGCUCAUGUAGCCAUUAACUCAUUACAUAUUAUUUAGUUUUCACACCUUCCGUUAGCACUUAAAUUGUGUAAUUUAAGAGGAAUGUUUUUUUCACAGUCACCAUUAUAACAUUACCAUUUUAGCAUGAAAAAGCCAGAUUUAGACUUAUUCAUUUUGGAAAAUGUUUAUUUUCCAUCACGACAUCAAGUGACAAUGUACUUCAAUCAUUAUACAUUUAUAAAACACGGUAAUAUUAAUGUUUAUUGAAUGUUGGGGCACAAGGCAGCCCUGUAUUUAUGAUCUUUUGUUAUUUGUUUGUAUAUCAAUGUAAAAGAGAAUAUUAUUUGUCAGAAUUUAAGGGUCUUUUUAUUAUUUAUGGAGAGCUUAAUGUAUCAGAAACCAAAUGUAUCAUCAAUAAUUUCAUCUGUCAGUUGAGCCGUGGUGACUGCAGUUACAGCUUGUGUAUUGGAGCCAGAAGAGGUCAUGGCCAAAAAUUUGUUUUAUAAACUUCACAGGUUGCAGUUGUUUCAAUUUAGUAUUUCUGGGCUUCUAUGGGUUUUGAGUUGGAAACUAUUGUUAUACAUUUAUUUAUUACUUUAUUUUGUUCCCUUAGGUACUAUCCCCAGAAAUUAUACCACCUUCAAAAAUUUCAGCUGAAAAUAUCCAGCAUUUAAAGCAAAUUGUGUUACGAGUGCAUCAAAUGAUUUUGUAUCGACCAACAACCACUAAACCAUAGACUCCUGGUCCAGAAAUGCGCAUGUAUUGAUUAAAUGUUUAGGUAGAUUCCUAAAAAUCACUUUUACAAGUGGCAUACAAGCUAUAUCCACAGUUGCUCUGGCUAAUGUCAACCAAACACCAGUGUCUUCACAGUUUCACAACAACUGCUUGUUUUCAUGUAGUGCUUUUUCUAAUAUAUUACUUUAUUCUUUGCGUGUUAAAUCAAGAUUCAAUGUUCUUCUGUGAUUCUGUAAACUGAUUGUUUUUUGUUUUUUUUUUUAGUAAGGUUAGAACCAUGUUUGUCAUCCUUUAAAUAAUUUAGUAAGGCACAUUUUUGUGGGAAAGUGUGUAUGUUUACUCACUGGAUGCUGAAGGGCAAUGCUGAAGACUUAUUUGUCAUUUUAAAACAACUGCAUCAGUUAUAGAGGAUCUUGUUCAUAUCCCAAUGUUUAUAGUUAAUUUGAUUAUUGGUUAUGCUUUAUUUGACUGAGAUGUGUUCAUAUCUUUUUACUGUGUUAUUUACCACAUGUACCAAGACAGCAGGCCACGCCACCUGUAAAUACCACCAUUAGAAAAUAAAGGCUACUAUUUUUCAAAACUA